GUACACUCCCAACAAACAUACGCCGCUACUCACUGCAGUGAAGAUGGCUACUUCACCUACUACUAGGGCAACUACUCCGAAAAGGGACAAAAAAGAUGACUCUUUCCUCAACAUAGUUACAACAUUAGGUCGUAGGAAAAAGGAAAAAGACAACAAAGAAGUUGAUGACUUGGCAGAAGAAGGGAGAUAUGCCUUGGAAUCACCAGGCAUGUUGCUGGAUUUUUCAACAGAAAACCUUGUGUUAGAUGAAGGUCAAGAAAUUUCAAUGAUUGAGAAUUCUUCAAGAGAAAGUGCUAAACUGAAGGAAUUAGUGGAGGUUUUGAUUGACUGGAUCAAUGUUGAAUUAAAAGACCAGAGAAUUAUAGUGCGAGACCUUGAAGAAGAUCUCCAUGAUGGACAGAUUUUAGGAAACUUAUAUGAAAAACUGACAGGAAAUAAAUUUGAGGUACGCGAGGUGAUGCAGUCGACAGUAUUUCAGAAGCAGAAACUUCAGAUGGUAUUGGAAGCUGUCGAGAAACUUAGUGGAAAUCAGAAACAACAGAAAUGGAGUGUUGACAGUAUUCACUCCAAGAACCUGAUAUCCAUCCUGCAUCUCCUGGUGUCACUCGCCUUCCAUUUUAAGGCACCUAUCAAGAUCCCAGAGGAUGUGUCCGUCAGUGUUGUUGUUAUCCAGAAAAAAGACAAUGUUUUAGUUUCCAAGAGAGUGUCAGAAACAAUCACCAAGGCAAAUGAAGCAAUUGGAGGAAAUUUUGAACGAGAUGCGUUUGAUACAUUAUUUUCUCAUGCUCCCGACAAGUUAAUUAUUGUCAGAAAAUCACUAGUAACCUUCGCAAAUAAACAUUUGAACAAAAUAAACUUAGAUGUGACAGAUCUAGAGGAGCAAUUUCAUGAUGGUGUGUACUUCAUCCUCCUGAUGGGACUACUAGAAGGAUACUUUGUACCGAUGUAUAGUUAUCACAUGACCCCGGAGACAUUUGAGCAAAAGGUACACAAUGUCGCUCUAUCUUUGGAAUUAAUGGAAGAUGCAGGAUUGAGCCGACCCAAGGCAAGGCCAGAAGAUAUUGUACACAAAGAUUUAAAAUCCACCGUUCGAGUUAUGUACAAUCUCUUCAUCAAAUACAAAGCAAUACAUUAAAUGGAAGUAAGAUGGAAUUGACUGAUCACAGUUACCAGUUAGAUCUGGAUGAUAACAGUAAACAUGACACCCACUUGAGGUGUAGGUGCUAAGGAAGGUGCAACGCCCCCAAGUUGAUACAUCUAAUGCUGUAAGCGCCUCUGAUGCCCCCAAUGUCAUUGACUUCUUUCUGCGUCCAAAUUUAAAUAAUCGUCCUGCGGCCGUUGCAACCGUACAUGGAUUAGGAAGGAUAAUCAUGUAACCAUGUAAAGUUAUUAUAUUGAAAUGUGAAACUUUAGUUUUCACUUAUCUGCAUAAUAUACAUAUUAUGCAGCAUUGUUUUAUGAAUAUUUAUCAAAAAUAGUGAUCAACAAUUAAUGCUAUAGACAAGAUGUCUGUAAAUUAAUUUACUUUACUUAAUUUAAGUCUAAAUUGAAAAAAAAAUGUUUUCUCUUCGUGUUCCACUUCCCUUUUUUACAUUUAUAAAGAAAAAUUCUGCAGGAGUUUGAACAUUUAUAUAAGCCAUUGAUAUUUUCACCAGACAUAUAGUUCUAGCUAUAUAAUAAUGUAUGUUGCAGACUUCUUUUUGUAGGAAAAAUUAAGGGGCCGGGGGUAAGAAAAAGGCUGACAAAAUGGUUGGUAGACUACUACAAAUAUCAACAUCAUAUUAGUCUGUACCAUAUACAGUAUCUGAAAUGGACUUGCCUUACUACAUAAUUACUUAUAUUUACCUAUUGUAAGUACAGUAUAAUACCGACCAUAAUAGUAUUUAAAAGAUUCCUAUAGUACAUAAAGUUCAAUCUGCAAUCUUUCAUGUAAAGUGAUAUGUAAGAAUAAUGAUAAUGUUGCUUAUAAUUUGUUAGUAGAGUGCCACUGUUACCUUUUGUGAAUUGAUCAGUAAUGGAUCUGAAGAGUUGCUUUGUAUUAUUUAUACACAAAGACUCUUGUGAUGAAAAUUUAAUGUUCUGAUAAUAGACACCCCUUUGUUAUAUAUUGAAUCAAACCUUUAUAGAAUUCUAUAUUUUUAUGAUCCUACAAAUCUUUGGAGUCUUCCAUUUUUGUUUGGGGAAUACAGUCAAGGUUAAAAGGUUCAAUCAAUCAGGAAGUAUAAGUCUGACCAAAUCCAGUGUUUUGUUUCCUAAGUAACUCCUUAACAGACAUCACUUGUAUAUUAAAUCCUAGCAUGCCCAUAUGGUCAAAUGCUGCUAGAAUGCAUUUAUCUAUAUUGUAUUUUAAAUUAAAUAAUUUCUUGUGUACCGUAGCCAACCUUUUUCUGAAUGGAUGAGAAUAUUCAUAAACACAGCCAAAUUUGCCUUUGAUAUGGUAUAAUGUGAAUCUAUUAAUACAAUAUAUUGAUAAUAUUUAUUAGUAUGUGUUUUCAUAUUUACUAAUAGAAAAAAAAAAUUCCUAAAUAUUCAGACAUUGAACUAGUUGCCAUUGAAAAUUUCAUACUAGUAAUAGACCUAAAUUCUUGAAACAAACAUUUUUAGUUUUAAUUUACAAAUCUUGUGAUUUUUUUUCUUUGACUAAGAGGGUAAAAGGGUAUACAGUAGAAAUGUUGGCUUAGAUAAUAGUAAAGUAUAUGGAAUUGCAAUAUAUAUUUCAACGGCCGCAAAAUCACCUGAAGUCCAAAACUAAUAGAAUAGCUGCAAUUAGGAUUUGAUUAGUGAUAGAGCGUCAUUUAAAUUCGAAUUUAAAGUCCAGUUUUUUGAUUGGUUUGUUAAUAAUUGCUAAUUUAUUUCACUGAAACGGGAAGCAUCUGAAGUGGACAGUGAAGAAGAAAAGUAGGCUGCAUCAGUGAAUGUCUAUUUCUACAACUGUCACUAACAUUGGAUAAACCUUUAAAGUCAUCCAACAGUCUGUCAGUUCAUUAAACAAAGAGAACAUUUAUAAUGAAUUUUAAAACGUCGUUUAUAGUAACAUCAACUUAAGUUUUAAAUUUCAUACUAUAUAUUAGUUUUUGAAAAUCAUUAAGAAAUUUAAUAAAAUGUUAUCAGUCUAAAUGUGACCUGCUUUUGGUAUGUGCUUUGAGUAUUCCUUUUGCCAAAUGAAUAUGUACACUACAAAUCCUGUUAUUACAUUGCGUUUUCUCAAAAUUAACAAAAUAAUUAAUGGUUAUAUUAAUUAGAUUUAUUAUAUUAGUGAUGGUAGUAACGGUAUGGUAGAUAUUAAACUGAGGAAUUAUAAUAACUGCUGGUGAUAUAAUUAGCUAUCUCAUGUUUGUGGUUUUCACCAAGAAGCAUUAAUUAGAGGCAUGCUAAAAUGUAAUCCCUACAAGAAAUUUUAACAGGUGUGUGUAUUAAAUUAGAGUAAGUUAUAUAAAAAUACUUUUUUGUACAUUUUCUUCUAUGUUAUAUACAAAAACAAUAAGAUAGCUAUCAUAUAGAACUUAUUGUUUAUAUUGAUAUGCAUACGUAUGCUUAAUGCUUUGUGGAUGAGAGACGGUGAACAUGUUUUCUUGUGUAAGGGUUCCUGUUAAUGAUGUUGAGUUUAUCUCAACUAUCUUAGAAGCCAAGCUAACAAAAUCAAGGACCUUUGAGCUAAGAACUUAGGCAUGUUUAGUAAAAUCAUUUUAAUGUUUGAAAUUUUUAGGAUAAUAUGAAUACACUUGCAUGCAUAGAAUUACUGAUUGUUAUUUUUUAUUUAUUAAUGAUACUGUGUUAUAUGGUAUGAAUCAAAUGGAUUAACUAUUAGUAAUUUAAGAUGAGUAGCAACAUUACUUAAAAGUUUUUAAAAUGUCUUAAUAUUUUUACUAUUUUUUUUUUUAAAUAAUUUUUUUUACUGUUUGUAUAAUUUAUAUGAUGUAAUAGUUUUAUUUUAGUUAUUUAAUCUUACAUAUUGAAAUUAUUUUGUGGAUCAUUUAAAUUCGCUUAAUGCUUUCAAUUGUAACAUGAUAAAAUAUUGCUGCUAGCUGAUUUAGAAAAUAAUGUUACACUAUAUAAUUUAUAGUUUUUGUCUUGGACAAAAAAUCCAUCUUUAAUUCUUUUAUCUUUAAAAUAUUUUCCUGGUAGAAGAGUUGAACGGGAGUUGAACAUCUUUAUUAAACAAAUUGUAAAACAGAGA
Molecule: messenger RNA, 4177 nt
Organism: Anneissia japonica
Lineage: Eukaryota; Metazoa; Echinodermata; Crinoidea; Comatulida; Comatulidae
Product: beta-parvin-like
Exons: 12
Coding region: 44-1135 (363 amino acids)
Biological process (GO): substrate adhesion-dependent cell spreading; cell projection assembly; actin cytoskeleton organization
Cellular component (GO): cytoplasm; actin cytoskeleton; focal adhesion
Molecular function (GO): actin binding
Source: RefSeq, a predicted model, not a curated record